AAACGGCCCCAUCAAAUUACUCACUACUUGUUCCGUAUCAAUAAUUCACACUUUUUAUCUCCGAAAAAACAAUAAAAAAAAAAUGGUAUCCAAUGACUAUUACGUGAAGCAUCGAGCUAGCAUACAUGACUAGUACUUCUACUUGUGUCUAUAUCAAUAAUUAAUUUAAUAAUGGUAAUUACGUACAGCAUGCUCAGAUCAACGGCUAUAUAUAGAAGCUAAAGUUGUGAACAACAAUCACAGCAGACAGAUAUAAUCUUUGGUGUCAAUAUGGAGAGCCACAUUUUGGUCCAAAUCAUCGCGUCUUUUGGCGUAGCAGUGAUCCUGGGUCUAUUUGUGAAGGCGUAUAUCGCGGUGGUGGCGACGCCGCGACGGCUGCGGCGGCUGCUCAAACAGCAAGGCAUCGGAGGGCCACCGCCAGCUAAUUUCUUACUGGGAAAUGUCAUGGAGAUGAGGAAGCAGACGCCAACCCGCAAGACGGCGGCGGCGGCGGCGGAUCCUCACAACUUUGAAAAUGAGUUGCACGCUGUUUUCCAUAAAUGGAGGCGACAAUACGGUGAUAUGUAUACGUUUUCACUGGGUACGAAACCGGUAUUAGUGGUGAAUGAUUAUGAUGUAAUAAGAGAGUUAAGUGCUUCCAAAUCGCUGGAUUUGGGAAGACCUUUAUAUCUAUCAAAAGAUUUUGAGUCAUUGCUCGGCAACGGCGUCUCCGCUUCAAAUGGAAAGUUAUGGGCUUAUGAAAGGAAGAUCAUCGCUCCUGGAUUGAACAUGAACAAAAUCCAGAGAAUGAGAAAUUCGAUUCAAAAAUCAGCAUUAAUGUUGAUAGAUUCAUGGAAAAGUGUGAUUGAUGGUGAAGGCGGGAAAGCAGAUAUGAAAGUUGAUAAUUUCCUAAUAAAAUUCGCGGGCGACGCCAUUUCAAGAGUUUGUUUUGGAAGCAACUAUGCACAAGGGGAACUGCUCUUUCAAAAGCUUCAAGCUCUUGUACAGGUCACAGCUACCAAAGGUUUCCUUAUAGGAAUUCCUGGCAUGAGACAUGUCCCGACGAAGCAGAAUAGGAGAGAGUGGGAGCUGCGGAGAGAAGCGAAAGAAUUGAUCUCCAAAUUAGUAAAGGAAAAAGAGGAAGCAGACGAAGAGGAAAAUAUGCUGAAAUUUAUUCUUCAAGGUGCUCAAAGCGGCGAUCUCAGCCCACAUGAGAUAGAGGAUUUUAUCAUCGAUAAUUGCAAAAGCAUUUUAUUAGCCGGAUAUGAGCCGGUCUCGAUUGCAGCUUCUUGGAUUCUAAUGCUCUUAGCUUCCAAUCAAGAAUGGCAAGAUCGUGCACGACAAGAGGUCAUUCAAGUUUGCAAAGGACGAGUUCCGGAAUUCGAAUCUAUCAGACACAUGAAACAGCUGACGAUGGUGAUCUAUGAAUCUUUGAGGCUCUAUACUUCAGCCCAUAUAGCGUCGAGAUACUCAAUAAACGACCUCGAAUUCGGCAACAUUCGUAUUCCAAAAGGUGUAAUUAUAUGGGUGAUGACAACAGCUUUACACACAGAUCCAGAUAUUUGGGGCCCAGAUUCUUACGAGUUUAAACCGGAGAGAUUCGCCAAUGGCACAAGUGGCGCGUGCAAACUCCCACAUCUGUUCACGCCCUUCGGUUUCGGCUCCAGAGUUUGCUUAGGCCAAAACCUAGCCAUGGUUGAACUCAAGCUACUCUUUGCUCACAUAUUGUCCAACUUCUCUUUCUCUCUCUCUCCCAACUAUGUUCAUGAUCCCACUAUCAAUCUACAUCUCAAGCCCGGGAAUGGGGUCGAUCUCGUCAUUCAAAGGUUCAACAUCCCUCAAGCCGAUGUGCUUCAUUAGUGCAUUUCAUGAUAAUCAUCUCGAUGAAUGCAUACUCACGAGUGACAAGAGUUGUACGAGAUCAGUAUCUUAGAGAGGUUGUUAAUCAAGAUAUGUCUUUAUGUUUUAUCGUAUUAGAUUAAUGGUCUAGAUAGGAUUCUAGACGAGUUUUCUUUUAUCUUAUAUGGUGUUUAGCCGGUUAAAUUUUUGUCAUAGAAGGUUUUAAUGAGGUCCAAUCUUAGGGGUUCAACCUGUGGUCUAUCGGGAUUUUAAUUAAGUUUGUUUUUUUCUAAUGAAAUAAACUUAAUACUUCAUCAAGAAAAA
Salvia miltiorrhiza (redroot sage) is the source of this 2142-nucleotide messenger RNA. Its product is annotated as cytochrome P450 714C2-like. NCBI's taxonomy places the organism in Eukaryota, Viridiplantae, Streptophyta, Magnoliopsida, Lamiales, Lamiaceae. The transcript is spliced from 5 exons. Gene Ontology annotation, molecular function: iron ion binding; monooxygenase activity; heme binding. The coding region runs from base 271 to 1839 and encodes 522 amino acids. The record is from RefSeq and is a predicted model, not a curated record.